Varanus komodoensis (Komodo dragon) is the source of this 780-nucleotide messenger RNA. It is a transcript of the gene MSANTD1, whose product is annotated as Myb/SANT DNA binding domain containing 1. NCBI's taxonomy places the organism in Eukaryota, Metazoa, Chordata, Lepidosauria, Squamata, Varanidae. Gene Ontology annotation, cellular component: nuclear body. Gene Ontology annotation, biological process: positive regulation of DNA-templated transcription. The transcript is spliced from 3 exons. Bases 1 to 780 code for a protein of 259 amino acids. The record is from RefSeq and is a predicted model, not a curated record.
AUGGCUGCAGCAGAAAUCCCCAGUUAUAUUGUUUCUUCUCAGACUGAAAAGCACAGGAGGGCCAGGAAUUGGACUGAUGCAGAAAUGAGAGGCUUAAUGCUGGUUUGGGAAGAAUUUUUUGAUGAGCUGAAACAAACUAAAAGGAAUGCCAAAGUUUAUGAGAAAAUGGCAAACAAACUAUUUGAAAUGACUGGAGAAAUUCGUCAUGGAGAAGAAAUAAAGAUAAAAAUUACUAACAUGACAUUCCAGUACAGGAAAUUAAAAUGCAUGACUGAUAGUGAAACCCUUGCACCCGAUUGGCCUUAUUUCAAAACCAUUGACAGAAUACUGUCUAAAGUGUCAGAGCACAAUGAUGUGAAAAUGCAUGACAGUCAGCAACCAGGCCCUUCAACAUCACAGACUGAGGCCUCACAGUCACCAUCUGCCAAGUCUACACCUCUCUAUUUGCCAUAUAAUCAGUUCACAUAUGAAGGGAGAGAAGAGUUUUUUGAAGAUGAGCAUUCUGACAGCUCCUCCAGUUUACUUUCGUAUAAAUUAAGAACUGAAGAGAGACCUGUAAAGAAAAGAAAAAUGCAAAACUGUAACUUUCAAAAGAAGAAACUAAAAUUAAUGGAAGCAAUGCUGGAAGAACAAAAGAAGCUGAGCAGAGCUAUGGAAGAAACAUGUAGGGAGGUGCGAAGGAUCCUGGAUCAGCAGAACAUCAUCCAAGUUCAGAGUCUGCAACUGCAAGAGAGAAUGAUGAAUCUAUUGGAGAAAAUGAUAUCUAAAAGCAAUGUUUAA